Messenger RNA from Beta vulgaris subsp. vulgaris (sugar beet), 2254 nucleotides. Its product is annotated as linamarin synthase 1. The record is from RefSeq and is a predicted model, not a curated record. Bases 363 to 1904 code for a protein of 513 amino acids. Lineage: Eukaryota; Viridiplantae; Streptophyta; Magnoliopsida; Caryophyllales; Amaranthaceae. Gene Ontology annotation, molecular function: UDP-glycosyltransferase activity. The transcript has 3 exons.
CGCAUGAGUUUGAAAUGCAAUUACAAUCCUCUUUGUCCUUACCCUCGCUUUAUGAGCCAUAUAAAAAUGGUGCACGCAUUGCAAAAUGGAUGUAGAAUAGUCUAAAUCCAUAUUUUUGAAAAAAAAAAAACAUGACUUUUAUGCUGGACUAAGAUGCCAAGUUCAACAUUUUUAACUAUAUAUUUUAUUGUUUUAUGCUAGCUAGAUUAAGAGGCCAACUUUAACUUCUCUUUUAAUAUAAUAUAUAUACUCCUAUUGUUAUAUUCUAUUGAUACUACAUAAUCUCCAUCUAACUACAAGUAUAAAGAACAUGAGCUAUUGAACCCUUCAAAGCCAUAGUACAGUAUUCCAGCUUACUAAAAAUGAAUGGAUCAAGUAGUAUUAGUGAAGCUAGGAAACUCCAUGCAGUAUGUGUAACAUUUCCUGCACAAGGCCAUGUAAUCCCCAUGAUGCAGUUAGCCAAGCUUCUCCACUCUAGAGGCUUCUACAUCACCUUCGUUAACACCCAGUUCAACCACAACCGUCUGAUCAGAGCCAAGGGUUCUUCAUCAUCAGAAAAGCUUAGUGCAAAACUUCUCCAUAUUUUAUUCAAUCUCCUCUCUACUCUAAAAACUAUCACAGAGUGGCUCAACUCCUUCCCGGAUUUUAAGUUUGAAAGCAUGCCCGAAGGAUUACCACCGUCUGAUCGUGAUGCUACACAGGAUCCUCCCUCUCUCUGCUACGCCCUCCGUGAGAAUUGUUUGCCUGCUUUCCGUGAGCUGGUGGCGAGGGUGCGAUCGUCGGACGGUGUCCCUCCGAUUAGUUGCAUCAUAUAUGAUGUUGUGAUGAGCGGUGCUAUGAAAGUUGCUGAAGAGAUUGGUGUUCCUGGUGUCCCAUUCUGGACUGCCUCGGCUUGUGGGUUCAUGGGUUACCUUCAGUACCCUGAGCUUUUGAGACGGGGAAUUAUUCCCUUCGAAGAUGAAAACUAUGAGCACGAUGGAACUUUAAACAAGCCCGUGGAGUGGAUACCAGGCAUGAAGCACAUGCGACUCCGAGAUUUUCCCAGUCUUAUGAGAAUUACAAACGCAGAUGACAUCCUUUUCACAUAUUUACGUGAUGUAGUCCAAAAUUGCCGCAAAGCAUCCUCCAUAAUAUUCAACACUUUCGAUUCUCUCGAACAAGAAGUAUUAGAGGCCAUUGGUAAGUCCAUGCUUCCUCAAAUCUACACAAUCGGCCCACUUCGUUUACUGGAGCAAAAACACGUCCCUGAGAGCCCAUUAAAGGAAUUUCGGCCCACGUUGUGGAAAGACAAUACUUAUUGUCUUGAAUGGUUGGCCCAAAGAGAGCCCAAAUCAGUAGUGUACGUGAAUUAUGGUUGUGUAACCACCAUGUCUAAGGAAAAUCUCAUUGAGUUUGCAUGGGGCUUAGCAAAUAGCAAGCACCCAUUCUUGUGGGUUCUACGCCCUGAUGUUAUGAUGGGUGAAUUUGGGGUGUUGCCUCAGGAGUUUAUUGAUGAGACACAAGAUAGGGGAUUGGUUGUGACUUGGUGCCCGCAAGAACAAGUGUUAGUCCAUCCGGCAAUUGGUGUUUUCUUGACGCAUUGUGGAUGGAAUUCUUUGCUUGAGGGUGUAUGUUCGGGUGGUUUGCCUGUUAUCUGUUGGCCAUUUUUCGCCGAGCAACAGACGAAUUGUCGAUAUGCGUGUAUGGAUGAUGGGUGGGGGAUUGGGUUGGAAGUGAAUCCAGAAGUAAAGAGAGGACAGGUUGAAGAUUUGAUUGAAGAGAUGAUGGGUGGAAAGAAAGGGGAGAAGUUGAGAAAAAGAGCUUUGGUUUGGCAAGAGAAAGCUGAGGAUGCUACAAACAUUGGAGGUUCAUCUUAUCAGAAUUUUGAGAGAUUUCUUAAAGAGGUUCUUCAUGUGAUUGACUAGCAUAAUUCAUAUUUUAAAUUUGAAAAGAUCACCUAAGGAUAUCUUCAAUUAAUAGUUCAAUUUAUGGGGAUUUCUAUAUUGUUCAUUAUGUUUGUCAAGAACUCAAGAUAUGUAUCCUUUGUUUAGUAAUACUUAAUUUGAUGAUAUUUCGUUUGGCAUACUAUUGUAGUGGAUCUAUUUAAAUGGCUUGUGCACACUUUAUGUUAGUCGUGUGUUUAAACUACGGAGUUUAAAGUAUAUUUAUUUGCAUGCUUUAUUUUUCUAGAUAUUGAGGACAUGCUUUCACAUCGUUAUAUGUAUCUUUUUAUCUUGGUAGUACUUAAUUUGAUGUUUUUUCGUUUGGCAUUCUA